UCUUCCAUUCCAACGGCUACCGCCAAGCACCCCACACUAGUCUGAUUCGAGAGAAUAAUGUAGUCAGUCCGCGAAAUGUUAUGAGGAAAAAGUUCUGCUUUCCCCCACAAGAUUUCGUUGGAGGUCGUAACUUAGGCUCAACUACGGUUAAACAAUAAAAAUUAAUACUAAUUGACAAAUAAACUAUUGUUGUUGUUGUUAUAUUAUUCACAAGUUAUUGAGUUGGAUGUCAAAAUAUUCACAGGGGAAAAUAAAAUAUGAGAUUGAAAUUUCAGACUUGAAGUCUUCAAAGCCAUGAAUGUGGAAGUCUCCUCUUGGAACUUGUCAGUGAGUGAUACGUUACAAUUAUUUAUUUAGUAAUGACACGCAUUAUAAAGACUAGCUCAAUGUGCCAGUGGAUUAUAAUAAUGUUUCGUGAUCAUGAAAACCGAAUUCAACAAUUCUUCUGAUUUGUGACCCUCAACCAAAGUGCCUCCUCUACAAAUAAUAAAUAUGCUGGCAAAACUGUUUGAAAUACACGGCAGCUUUUGCGCUGGCCAUCCUCUGGAGGUGAUUGUAACGACAUUUACACUUACUGCUUGUAUGCUGAAUUUGGAAACUGGUAACAAUGCGGCAAGAGAGGGAAGAUUGUCUGGAACAUCAUCGCAUUGCUGGAAUGGGAGAUGCAAUGGGGACGAUCAAAAUGCUGUGGAUGUUAUUGUGAUGACCAUCAUCCGAUGUCUGGCAGUUCUCUUCAGUUAUCAUCAGUUCCGUAAUCUCCAAAAGCUCGGUUCUAAAUAUAUUUUGGGUAUUGCUGGGCUAUUCACUGUUUUCUCCAGUGUUGUCUUCACGACGAGUGUUGUUAACUUCGGUCGCAGUGACAUGGCAGAUCUCAAGAAUGCCCUCUUCUUUUUCCUGCUUCUGAUCGACCUCAAUAAAGCUGGGGUUUUGGCUCAGCUGGCACUGAGUUCUAGAAGUCAAGAGGAAGUACGAGCAAAUAUCGCACGUGGUAUGUCUCUUCUUGGUCCAUCCAUCACCCUGGACACUCUCGUAGAGAUACUAUUGAUUGGAAUUGGAUCGCUGUCGGGGGUUAAGAGGCUAGAAGUUCUGUGCAGUUUUGCCUGCCUUGGAGUCGUCGUUAAUUACAUCGUCUUCAUGACGUUCUACCCUGCUUGUUUGUCAUUGAUACUUGAGUUUCACAGUCGUUGGCCAUUUAAACACGGAGACGGGGACGACACAGUAGAGGGGACAACAUCACCUAUAAAUUCUCACAUAAUAAUUAAUAAUCACAAUAAAUCAAAAACCCCGGAGGACUUUAAAGAGCAUUUGAUGAAUUGGUUAUCAGUGAGUGCUGAUAACAUAGUAAUUCUCAUUCUCCUUCUUGCUCUUGCAUUGAAGUUUAUUUUCAUUGAGGACAAGGGGGAUAUUGCGAAGCAACUGAGGUUCAAGGAGAAGGAAGAGGACGAGGAAAUAGCCUCGCAUGAAGAAACGUCCAUGGAGACGAUGCAUGCAUCCUCUCUCGAUAUGUCCAUCAGGCAAAGAUUUGCUCCUGAUCUGCCCACCGUCCGCACAUCAGUAUUUCCAUUAUCAGGGAUGGGAGACAAUUGGAUGGUCGUUGGAGGUGACACCCAGGUGGAAGUCGAGGAUAAAGAAGUGCAGACUGACGGUAGAGUAUUAAUUACUGAUGGUACGCCGGAGGAAAUAACUAAGGAUGAGAAAGAACCCAGAAGCGUUGAGGAAUGUCUGGAGAUUUAUAAGUCUGAAUUGGGUGCUAACGCUUUAACCGAUAAAGAAGUCAUUCAACUCGUUAAAAAUCGUCACAUCCCAGCCUAUCAGCUUGAGAAAGCAGUAGGUGACAUGGAGCGUGGUGUUGGAAUUCGCCGUCUACUGAUAACAGAAUCGGCAAAAUUUACGGAUGAAUUAGCCGAUCUUCCUUACAAGAAUUACGACUACACAAAAGUGUUGGGCUCGUGUUGUGAGAAUGUAAUCGGUUAUGUUCCAGUUCCAGUGGGAAUUGCUGGUCCACUGUUGGUGGAUGGUGAAUUAAUUAGAAUACCAAUGGCAACGACAGAGGGUUGUCUCGUGGCAUCGACAAAUCGAGGAAGCAGAGCACUCAUGAAGUGUGGAGUUACAAGUCGAGUUGUUGCUGAUGGGAUGACAAGGGGUCCAGUCGUUAGAUUUCCAAAUAUCGUACGUGCUAGUGAGGCAAUGGCUUGGAUGCAGGAGACAACGAAUUUCAAUGAAAUGAAGAGGUGUUUCGAUGAGACUAGUAGAUUCGCCAGGUUAACGAGGAUACACGUGAGAAUAGCUGGCAGACAUUUGUUCAUAAGAUUUGUGGCUAAAACAGGUGAUGCCAUGGGUAUGAAUAUGCUGUCGAAAGGUACAGAGAAAUCACUGCAGUGUGUUCAAGGAUCGUUCACUGAUAUGGAGAUAUUAUCGCUGAGUGGUAAUUUUUGCACUGAUAAAAAACCAGCUGCUGUCAAUUGGAUCGAGGGAAGGGGCAAGAGUGUUGUCUGCGAGGCUAUUGUUCCAGCUGAUGUCGUUGAGGCUGUAUUGAAAACUUCUGUACAUGCUAUUGUCGAUGUUAAUAUUAAUAAGAAUCUUGUUGGAUCAGCUGUUGCUGGAAGUGUUGGGGGCUUCAAUGCUCAUGCUGCUAAUGUUGUGACUGCCAUUUAUAUUGCAACAGGCCAGGAUCCAGCUCAGAAUGUUGGCAGCAGCAAUUGUAUGACGUUGAUGGAACCCUGGGGUGUUGAUGGAAAGGAUCUUUAUAUUUCCUGUACCAUGCCUAGUAUUGAGAUUGGCACCAUUGGGGGUGGUACUGGUUUACCUGCACAGAGUGCUUGUUUGUCGAUGCUGGGGGUACAGGGGGCUCAUGACAGCGAUCCAGGAGAAAAUUCUAGCAAACUUGCGAGAAUUGUUUGUGCCACUGUUCUUGCCGGGGAAUUGUCCCUCAUGGCUGCACUCACCGAGGGUCAUCUAGUCAAAAGUCAUCUCAGACAUAAUCGAUGUGAACAUAAAAAAAAAUUCUGA
Molecule: messenger RNA, 3009 nt
Organism: Fopius arisanus
Lineage: Eukaryota; Metazoa; Arthropoda; Insecta; Hymenoptera; Braconidae
Gene: Hmgcr
Product: HMG coenzyme A reductase
Exons: 7
Coding region: 493-3009 (838 amino acids)
Biological process (GO): coenzyme A metabolic process; isoprenoid biosynthetic process; sterol biosynthetic process
Cellular component (GO): endoplasmic reticulum membrane; peroxisomal membrane
Molecular function (GO): hydroxymethylglutaryl-CoA reductase (NADPH) activity; NADP binding; protein binding
Source: RefSeq, a predicted model, not a curated record